AUGCCUCAGGAACAACGGGUGAGAAUGCAGCCUUCGGCUCAUGACUGCGAGGGGUCAGGAACUGGCAACCCGGUCGCCGAGGCUCAGACAUACCAUGACGACCAUCAGGUUGACCGCCAGGUCAAGCAUGGCUCUCCCUCAAACCCAUCCCCAAAGCAUGUUGCCUUUGAACUCCUGCUUGACGAAACCUCGAAAAUGCGAGCCCGCAUCCCCAUGAGGGUCCAGAUCUUCCCGCAUGACACCACAGACUCAAUCGUCACCACCGUCAAAAACUUCUACGGCAUCUACGAAGGAACGGCCAGCGGCGUCAGCUUCGAGGAUCAGGACGGCAACACCCUCAUUGCACGGUAUGAAAACCUCAAGAACAGUAUGACAGUCUAUGUCCGUGUGAUACCGAACCAUCACUACCCCGAUCAACACUCGCCGCCGUCGUACUACGCCGUCUCCCCAAUGGAUGGCUAUCCACGCCCUACAUUGGGAGAACCAUUCUCGAUGCCACCUCCUCAGCCCAACCAAACAUUAGGUUACGGUCAAUCCCUAUCCCGCCCUACCUCUCGCGCUGCUGCCGGAAAGCGAAGCGUCUCCCCUCCUGCUCGAGGUCGCCGAAGCGCCUCCAGGCAGAAAUCCUCCCGCGCCGGUGUCAAGAGCCGUGGCUCAAGCACACACGGAAGCUUCCAUGAUGACGCACAUAUGCCCUGCAGCGACAGCGAUGGCGGCCAGAGCUCAGUGAAUGGCACAAGAAGGACCAAGAGUGACCAUUUUGGGAGCGCCGAUAUUAGUAUGGAGAAUAUUCUACAGGAUGGGAGAAGGAAGCGCCCAAAGUUCGAGAGCUCGGAGCUUCCUUUGUUUGCUCCUCCUCAAGUGCCCCGGACGACUUCGGCAUCCUCCAUCUCUCCACAGCGACGCUCUCUUGCCCUCGAUGCUUCGCCAUUCGCAAGGCCAAACCAGAACGCAUUCAGCGGCUACCAAGCGCUCGCCUCUCCUCAGAGCUUUGGACAUCACGAGAAGUUGCAUUCCCUCCAAAAUGGCAGCGGGAAUAACCCAUACGCAACCCCUACCGUACCACAGCAUGGUCAUAGGCUACGUAACCGCACCAAUUCUAACUCUGCGGUGCAUUACGCAACCCCAGUCAACGGCCAUGGCAUCUUGCCCACCCCUGAUCCAACCAUUGCUAGCUGCAUCUCAGAUGAAGAUGUCGCAAUGCAAUUGAUCAGACUCGGAGACACAUCUAACUUCUCGCACGGUCGUAACUCUACAUCCACCGUCGAUGAUGCCUUCAGUGGAAUCGCAGACGCUCCCUCAUCCACCGGCGCAACCACCGAUAUCUCAGAUGCCAGCGGAGACGAAGGUGACCUCCCAACUAAAAUCAGGGAACGUCGCGAAUCCAGCGCCUCGCUGCCAGGUUUGAUGAGGAAGCACAAGUCAUUAGACGAGAUUCUUCCCAGCUGUGAAAGCAGUGACCCAACCAGCGAUGAUAUUGACGGGGAGUAUCAACACAUGGCGUCUCAUGACAACAUCAAGAGUGAAUAUGACGACGACCCCCUUUAUGAGGCACAAGCCUCCCGAACUAAGCGUUCGAGGAAAUCGGCCAGCGCAACAGCAACCGUAGCCUCGACCAAAGCGCCUGGCUCUAAACACGGCUCUACGGCCAAGGCAAACCGCAAUGCGAAGAAUCGCCCUACCUCUGCAUCUCGCAAGGGUAAACAGGCCCCCACCAGUGCCGCUAAACCAGUGCCGCCACCAUUACUUCCAGCUACCGCGCAACAAGGAGGAGUGAACUUCCACAACCAAUUGGCCGUCGACGAAGAGGAUCUGUCUACCAAGCCUCGCUGCCAGAGAUGCCGUAAGAGCAAGAAGGGCUGCGAUCGCCAGCGCCCCUGCCAGAGAUGCAAGGAUGCUGGCAUCGGCAUCGAGGGAUGUAUCAGCGAGGACGAGAAUAAUGGUCGCAAGGGCCGAUAUGGGCGCCACAUGGGCGUUUCCGUGAAGAAGGACCUUUCUGUUGGGAUAACCAAUUCCCAAGAGCCGCCAGUUACUGUCGCACAGUCUACGGUCUCGUCUACUACGUCAGCUGCGCCUGAUAAGAGUAAGAAACGGAAGCGUUGA
This is a messenger RNA of Arthroderma uncinatum, 2103 nucleotides long. RefSeq names its product C6 finger domain-containing protein. The transcript is spliced from 2 exons. The coding region runs from base 1 to 2103 and encodes 700 amino acids. NCBI's taxonomy places the organism in Eukaryota, Fungi, Ascomycota, Eurotiomycetes, Onygenales, Arthrodermataceae. Gene Ontology annotation, biological process: regulation of DNA-templated transcription. The record is from RefSeq and is a predicted model, not a curated record. Gene Ontology annotation, molecular function: zinc ion binding; DNA-binding transcription factor activity, RNA polymerase II-specific.